Molecule: messenger RNA, 1353 nt
Organism: Agelaius phoeniceus (red-winged blackbird)
Lineage: Eukaryota; Metazoa; Chordata; Aves; Passeriformes; Icteridae
Gene: KREMEN1
Product: kringle containing transmembrane protein 1
Biological process (GO): Wnt signaling pathway; multicellular organism development
Cellular component (GO): plasma membrane
Source: RefSeq, a predicted model, not a curated record
AUGGAGCCUCCCGCCCUCGCCGCCGUCCUGGCCUUCUCCGGGCUGGCGCUGAGCUGCUGCCGGGAGCCCGUCCUGUCCGAAUGCUACACAGCCAACGGGGCUGACUACCGUGGCACUCAGAACCAGACCUCCCAAUAUGCAGGGAAACCUUGUCUUUAUUGGAACGAGACAUUUGAGCAUCCUUACAAUACUGUGAAAUAUCCCAAUGGGGAGGGAGGGCUUGGAGAGCACAACUACUGCAGAAACCCUGAUGGGGAUGUCAGCCCAUGGUGCUAUAUUGCAGAACAUGAAGAUGGAAUAUACUGGAAAUACUGUGAGAUCCCAUCCUGCAGAAUGCCAGGAAAUCUGGGCUGUUACAAGGACCAUGGGGAGCCACCACCCCUGACUGGCACCAGCGAGACCUCCAACAAGCUCACCAUCCAGACGUGCAUCAGCUCCUGCCGCAGCCAGCAGUUCAAGUUUGCAGGCAUGGAAUCAGGUUAUGCUUGCUUCUGUGGAAAUAAUCCUGACUACUGGAGAUACGGGGAGGCAGCCAGCACGGAAUGCAACAGUGUUUGCUUUGGAGACCACACUCAGCCCUGCGGUGGGGAUGGCAGAGUCAUUCUUUUUGACACCCUUAUUGGUGCCUGUGGAGGGAAUUACACUUCUGCUACAGCUGUCAUCUAUUCCCCAGAUUUCCCUGACACAUAUGGCACAGGCAAAGUCUGUUAUUGGACCAUACAAGUUCCAGGAGCAUCUCAAAUCCACUUCACCUUUGUCCUUUUUGAAAUCAAGGAUGCUACAGAUAUGGUGGAAUUGCUGGAUGGUUACACCUACCACGUUCUGGCUCGUUUUAAUGGCAAGAACAAGCCUCCCCACACCUUUAACAUCUCUUUGGAUUUUGUAAUUUUGUACUUUUUCUCAGAUGACAUCAAUCAAGCCCAGGGAUUUGCUAUCAGGUAUAGAGCUGUGAAGGACAAUGUGCACCAAAACAAGAUCCCAGUGAAUCACACCCUUCCAGAGAGGACAAAUGAGCAAGCAAAUCUCAGCAUCAAUGCAGCCCGGUCAUCAAAGAUCCUCUAUGUCAUCACAACCAGCCCAAGCCAUCCUACCAGCUCCAUGCCUGAAUGGACAAUAUACAGCCUUGCAGCACUGCUCAUCCUGAGUGCCACAGCCAUAAUAGCAAAGAUACUUCUGCACGUUACCAUGAGGUCCCACCAGAUUCCAGCUGCAGCUGAAACAGAGGAUUGCAGUGAUGUCACUACUGCUGGUGAGAUCUGGAGUAUAUUUUACCAACCAUCCACAUCCAUAUCCAUCUUCAAGAAAAAGCUUCGAAAUCAACAAGAUGAUUGCAACCCUCUGGUGGGAGACUGA